This is a messenger RNA of Amphimedon queenslandica, 1516 nucleotides long. RefSeq names its product WD repeat, SAM and U-box domain-containing protein 1-like. The record is from RefSeq and is a predicted model, not a curated record. Bases 23 to 1414 code for a protein of 463 amino acids. Gene Ontology annotation, biological process: protein ubiquitination. Lineage: Eukaryota; Metazoa; Porifera; Demospongiae; Haplosclerida; Niphatidae. The transcript has 10 exons. Gene Ontology annotation, molecular function: protein binding; ubiquitin-protein transferase activity.
CUAGCGAUCUAAACUAAUCAACAUGUCACUUCUUUAUGUUUGCCAGGGACACGAUGGUGAUGUUAACUAUUGUGAGUGGUCUCCAGUAUCUCCUUAUAUUGCCACUGCUGGAGGUGACAAGGUGAUAAGAAUUUGGAAUGGAUGCACGGGUCAGGAGCUUCCACAAUCUCCAUUGCGUGGUCAUACCUAUUACGUUAAUUCUUGUGUCUUCAGUCCAAAUGGAGAUUUGCUUGCAUCCUCUUCAUCUGACGGAAGUAUUAAGCUCUGGUCAACUACGACAUGGAAGUGUAUUGGUUCACUGAUUGGCCAUAAAAUUAGUGUCAAAAUGUGCUGUUUUUCACCUGAUGGUUCCCUCAUUGCAUCAGCCGGUGGAGGAGGAGAUGAAAGUUUAAGAAUAUGGGAUGCUAAUGCCAUGACUUGCAUUAACACAUUUGAUAAACACGAAUGCAGUGUCAAUUGUUGCUCUUUUGCAUCUGUUGGAUGGUUGCUAGCUUCUGGUGGCAGUAGUGGAGAGAUAAUUCUCUCAGAUGCUUUCUCUAACCGUUGCAUUAAAAAGAUGUUUGCUCAUGAUAUGGGUGUGAGCUGGUUACAAUUUGCCCUUACUUAUACCAGUGAGACCAUUUUUCUGUUGGCUAGUGUGGGACUAGAUGAUACUGUCAAACUUUGGAAUGUUGAUCUUUCAAGUAAAGCAAUAUUAAAGUUAGGUUUGACAUUACAGGGGCACUCAGCAGCUGUAUAUAGUUGCCACUUUUCACCAGAUUUUAAAUAUUUAGUGACAGGUUCUGCUGAUAAGUCAGUUAUUGUCUGGAGUUUGGUUGAUGGUCGUGUGGUGAAUAAAAUUGAUGCUCAUUCUCGCUAUGUCACUUUUUGUUGUUUUUCACCAUGUGGGAAGAAGAUUGCUUCAACUUCCAAUGACAAAACAAUGAAAAUCUGGUCAUUAGAACCAAAAGAUGAAGCUAUAAGUUCUGGUGUUAGUGAACCACCUACACGAAGUAAUAAAGUAAAACUAGAUGAUAAACAAGACAGAGAGUCAAAAUGCCCUAAAGAAGCACUGGAGAAAGUAUUUUCAUGGCUACAAGGCAUUCAAUCAGAACAACCUGACAUCACAGAAUAUGAAAAAACCAAUGUUACAAAGUUGUCUCAGUUAUUGUCAAACUUGACAAUUCGCCCCAAUGCUGAUAAUGAAGAUGUUUUAGCUUCUCAUUUAAGAUGUCCUAUCACCCAAGAUAUAUUUCAAGAUCCUGUUGUAGCUGCAGAUGGUCACACAUAUGAGCGUUCAGCAAUGAUGUCUUGGCUUAUGGAAGGUAAAAGGAGCAGUCCUGUUACCAAUGCCACAUUACCACAUACAACUCUGAUACAAAACCACUGCAUCAAAACCAUUAUUAAUGCAAGACCCAAGCAAGGAUUGUCAUAAAUAAACAAAAUAAUAAAUUAUUUUUAUUAUUAAAUGUACAAAUUAUAAAGUAUAGCAGAAAUUGUCUAUUUUUUAUCAAUUACUAUGACUUGAAGCAGAUGA